UCACCCUUGUUGAGGCUCUCAAAGCAAAGCUCUCACCAAGCCUGCAGAUUCGUACAGUUGUGUUCUCUCCCUUGCCUUGCUUGCUUUCCAUUCCGCCUUGACUUGACCGUCUCAACUAAAGGUAACAAAGGCUUGACCUUUUUCGCCGUUCACUCCGCUCCUAGCAUACACACAGCGUUCCGCCCGUCCUCUCGUCGCCGAGCAGUAAUCCUCCGUGCGAAACGCAGUGGUAGAGUCCAUCCGACGCUGUGCUCACGCUCAGUCGACUUCCUCGUCGCUCCAUUCGCCACGGUAGCUUCUAUCUCUCGGUCGCUUCUUCCGCAGACGCUUCUCUCGCUUGGCACUAGCCCCUACCAGUCCCCUCCGUAGUUCAGCGCCGAUCCUUCGCCAUGCUGUGCCAUCGCCAGGCGGGCGCACUCUGCGCCAAGGACCUACAGAUCCGCUCCGCUCCCGGCGGAGAUGGUCUUGGUACCGGCGGAGAUUCCCGCCGGCGCACUUCCGCCUUUCCCCGGCGCAAUUCCGCGCGCACAGCUCUUCACAGCCUGCGAAUCACCGCGACGGCGCAGAUUCCCGCGUCUAGCAACCAGCGCGCUCUGGAUAGCGAUGCCGCCCCCGCCCCUCCCUCCCCCGCGCAUAGUUCCAGCGGAAGCACCCCCCUUGAGAGCGCUUCCCCUGCUAGCGCUUCCGCCGAUAGACUCCCGCCGAAUGGUUCCGCCCGCACUCUGACAAACGGGUCCGCGUCCAACGGCCGCGCGGGAGGGACACGGGGGAGAUACGCGGCGGGGAAAGCUGCGGGGGAAGCAGCGGAGGACGCGGAGGCGAUGCGCGCAGCGAUGCGGGAGCGGACGAGGGCGGUGCGCGCGAGGUACGCGCGCGUGGAGGACGUGCGGAAGGAGCACAUCCCGCCCGACGUGUUCGACUACCUGCAGGCCGUGCGCGCUGUCAUCCAGGGCGAUCAGGGGGGCUCUCAGCCGCAGCAAAGCAGCGCUGCUGCUGCUGCGCCUUUCCCCCUGCCGUUCCCCCAGCUCCCCCUGCCACUGCUCCCCCUGCCCAUCCCCCCGUUCCUGGAGCCGCUUUUUCCCGGAUCAGCGGAGGCAGGCGCAGGCGACGGGAGCAGGAACAGGGCGGAAGGCGCGAAGAGCAGCGCGGAGAGCGGGCCGCCGCGGUUCCUGUGCCCAGUGGACGCCAUCCCGCCCAGCGACGAGGGGCUGCUCCCGCGGCUGUUCUUCCUGCCAGGCAUCGAGGGCACGGGGUUUGGUCUGCAGCUGCACCACAAGACGCUCUCCAGGCUGUUCGAGGUCACGUGUCUGCACGUGCCGCUAGCUGAUCGCACGGAUUUCAAAGGCCUGGUGGAUGUGGUGGAGGCGGAGGUGGCGAGGGAGCACGCCCUCAACCCCUCGCGCGCUCUCUUCCUCGCCGGGGAGUCCUUCGGCGCGCUGCUGGCCCUUGCCGUGUCUGCUAGGAAUCCCAAGCUGCCCAUCAUCCUCGUGCUCGUCAACCCCGCCACGAGCUUCCCGCGCUCGCCCCUGCACCCGCUGAUCCCCGUGCUGCGCUCCAUCCCCCCGGAUGUGUACCGCGUCUUCCCCUACCUGCUCAGCUUCACCAUGGGCAACCCCAUGCGCAUGGCAUCGGGCCGUGUGCCCAUGGAUGCCUCGCCUCUCGACCGACUCGUGCAGCUCAGGCAGAACCUGCUCGAUCUGCUGCCCAUCCUGCCCCUGGUGGCGGACAUUCUACCCCAAGCCACGCUGGAGUGGAAGCUGGAGCUCCUAGAGGAGGGCAGUAAAGCUGUGGAGCCGACGCUUAAAGGAAUCAGGCACACCACGCUCAUAGUCGCCGGAGGCGAGGAUCAGAUGCUGCCAAGUGAGGAGGAGGCGAAGAGGCUGCACAAGGAGAUGGCUGCCUGCACCACCGUAGUCAAGCAAUGCCCCAACUCCGGACACACGCUGCUGCUGGAGGCAGAUAUCGACCUGGCGAGCAUCAUCAAGGGCGCGGGCGUGUACAGGCGAACCAGCAGCAGGCGGGAGGACCCCCAAGUGGACGGCUUCGUGCUGCCCACUGUAGAGGAGUUUGCGCGCAGCAAGGGUGGCAUGGACGGCACGAUUCGUCUGCUGUGCUCGCCCGUGUUCCUGUCCACGGUGGUGGCUGACGAGCGCGACACCACACAGCUCAGCAGAGUGUUGGGUUCAUCUUCCUCCUCGUCCUCCUCCUUCUCCUCCUCCUCCUCUACUUCCUCCUCCCGCAUAGUUUUGGGUUUGGACGGUAUUCCAACAGACGAGCGCCCUCUGCUGUUUGUGGGCAACCACCAGACGUAUGCACCGGACCUCUCCCCCUUGAUUGCUGAGCUGCUGGCUCACGGCGUGCCCCUCAGGGGGCUCACUCACCCCGUGGCUCUGGGCAUGUUCCCCUCCUCUAUAGAGCACAACCCCAUGGCGGAGGAGUUCCGCCUCUUUGGCGCCGUGCCCGUGACCCCCAAGGUGCUGCACCGCCUGCUGGCGGCGGACCAGGCGGCACUGCUGUUCCCAGGGGGCAUGAGAGAGGCGCUACGGAAGAGGGGCGAGGAGUACAAGCUCUUCUGGCCGCACCGAGCUGAGUUCGUGCGCAUGGCGGUUAAGUUCGGGGCAGUGAUCAUCCCCUUUGCCUCUGUGGGCGUUGACGAUGGUUACAACUUCGUACUGGAUGCGGACGAGCUGCCCAACAUCCCCGUUUAUGGCGAGAAGAUCAAUGAGUUCAUGGACUACGUGCCUAAAGUCAGGGAUGAUGAGAUAGCAGGGCCGGCAGCAGAGCGCUUCCUGGCGCCCGUGGUGCUGCCCAACAAGAUCAACCGCCUCUACAUCAAGUUCGGGGCUCCCAUCCGCACUGCUGGCAUGCGCGAGGUGUUGACAGACUUAGAGGCAGCAGCGGCGCUCUACGCACAUGUGAAGGGAGAGGUGGAGGGGGGGAUACAGUACCUGCUGAGGAAGCGGGAAGAGGACCCGUACAAAGAUCUGGGCGCUCGGCUGCUGUAUGAAGCCACGUGGGGGGGAGAACGUCAGGCACCGACCUUCAAGCCAUGAAGAAACCGGUAUAUUGAUAGGUGGUUCGGGGAAGGGAUAGGGUACCCGCUGAGGAAGCGGGAGGAGGAUCUGUACUGAGACCUCCCUGCUAGGCUGCUGUAUGAAGCCACGUGGGGGGGCACGUGGCAAGCACCCACUCUCAACCCAUGAGGACAUGGCCGAGCAGCGAUAGAGUCUCCUUUGAAGGAAGAGGGGGGAUUUGUGCAGAGAUGCCCGUGCCAGGCUGCUGCUGCACUGUAUGAAGCCCCGUGGAGAGUGAAAGUCAGGCUGUAGCUUUUAGGCCUUGGUGGUGUUGUUGCGCUGUGGGGCGCAACUGGUGAAUAUGCAAAGCAUAUAUACCGCACAUAGCUGCUUCAAGCAUGCGUGUAUCAGUGCUUCUCGGUGUCAUCUCACAUGUUGAUGUGUUAAUGCAUGCACGGGGUAUCGACCUUGUGGCAAUAAGCAACACUCAACCAA
Closterium sp. NIES-67 is the source of this 3509-nucleotide messenger RNA. NCBI's taxonomy places the organism in Eukaryota, Viridiplantae, Streptophyta, Zygnematophyceae, Desmidiales, Closteriaceae. The record is from the annotation of a GenBank genome assembly.